This is a messenger RNA of Phytophthora infestans T30-4, 1659 nucleotides long. RefSeq lists its product as uncharacterized. The transcript has a single exon. The record is from RefSeq and is a predicted model, not a curated record. Bases 69 to 1445 code for a protein of 458 amino acids. Lineage: Eukaryota; Oomycota; Peronosporomycetes; Peronosporales; Peronosporaceae.
AAUCUCGAAUUUCCCUCGAGCCCAGCAGGACCCGCAAGCUCUAGUUAGAGAGACCUGUACUACCGAUCAUGCGUAUCUCGGGAGUAUUCCGCGCAGCUCUGCUGGCUACGGCUGCGAUCUCAGCCUUCUCGCUACCUGCGUCGACUGAGGCCAACACGGUGGUCGUGAACAGCGAGAACAACGUGGCGGCUUUCGAUGCAUCCAUGAUCCAUCCGUCGAUCGAGACCCGUGUGCUGGCUGCUGCUCCUGCUUCUGAGGACGACGAGGACACGCCGACCCCGGCCCCAAGUGGCAAGAAGAAAAAGAAAAAAAAAUCCUCGUCUAAGACUGUGGCCAGCGAGGAUGGAGCAAUCAGCUCGUCAAAAAAGGAGUCUGCCGAUAAAGCGGCGACCACGGACGCACCCAAAAAGAAGAAAAAGAAGUCCACACCCGCUUCUGAGGAUGAUACGGAGGCCCCUGCGAAAUCGACCAAGUCGACCAAAUCUUCCAAGUCUUCCAAGUCUAGCAAGUCGAGCAAGGCGGCGGCGGCGGCGGCUACGACCACCACGACUACCACCACCGCGGCCACUGCGGACGAGGAGACCCCGGAGCCCGCCAUUGACGACUCUGUCACCGACAAGAAGAUCAAGGGUAACAAGAACGAGGGUAUCAUUGAUGGCUCCUCGGAAGGUAGCGCCGAAAUUGAUAAGAUUGAUCUGCGUAAUGAGGACGGCUGGGUGAGUGUGUACGACGACCCUCCGCUGCUCGUCAUCAAGGCCUCGCUGUACGCUUUCAUUUCGUACAACGACACGGAAGUGUGCGACACCUUCAACAUGACCAUGAACGCUGUGGAGCAGAAGGCAGAGGAGAACGGACGCUUCUCGUACCACGUUGUCUCCUACAUCAACUGUACCAAGGACGGCGAAGACGAGACUCAGGGCCGAUUCAUCCUUAACUUCAUUCCGGAGGGAAAGCGUCUGCUUCUGACCGAGUGUGGUCACCGUGAAGAGGGUGAGAUUGUCAACUGGCUGCGUAUCCAGGAGGAGGUGCCCGAGUGCAUGACCCCCUCACAGCGUAAGAAGUUCCUUGCUCAGCCCAUGAAGCACAUUCACGCCACCAACGGUACUACGGAGACUGAAGCCGUGCAGACCGACUUCCUGUCCCGACUCGAGGAAUUCGACAGGGAGGAGGUCGCAAUUGUCGGCUCCGCUACGGUGGCGCUUAUCGCAAUUAUCGUCGCUCUGGUUGUCUUCAUCAUACGUAAGCGUAAAGCACAGAAGGACCUGGAGCGCACCAUUGCCGGUGCCAAGGCCGAGCACGCUGUUGAGGACGACGACGUGCAGACGGAGCCUGAGGAGAAGGCCACAAAGGAGCGCAAGGGUCUCAUGGACAGCUCUAAGGCCAAGAGCGACGACCCUGACAUGGAGGAAGGCUCGUUCGUCAACUCUCCCGCUGUGCGCGUGUAAACCUAGCUGCGUUUUCGACUAAGUGGUUGACUUCUCGUGGAUUUGAGUGCGGAAUUCGAUCGUAGACUUUGAACUAGGAGACAUUAGCUGUGGCUAUAGCUAGCUAGCUUUCCUUGCCGGUUCCUGCCAGCCUCGAGAUGUCUGCGCUAUUGCAAUGCGCUUGUUCUAAUGCAUUUUGUGUUGAAAUAUAUUCGCGCAGUUUCAUCUUGUAAAA